Molecule: messenger RNA, 852 nt
Organism: Desarmillaria tabescens
Lineage: Eukaryota; Fungi; Basidiomycota; Agaricomycetes; Agaricales; Physalacriaceae
Exons: 4
Coding region: 79-603 (174 amino acids)
Biological process (GO): mitochondrial translational initiation; translation
Cellular component (GO): ribosome; mitochondrial small ribosomal subunit
Molecular function (GO): structural constituent of ribosome
Source: RefSeq, a predicted model, not a curated record
CAGGACAUCGGAGGACAUGAGAGCACAGUUGAACUGAUCAGACAAACAAACAUCAAUUCCGUUUCUUCGUCUCUUUCCAUGGCCUUGUCGCGGUCCCUUCAGCCUGGCCUGCAGUGUCUGCGACAGCGCAGUUUACUGCGUCAGUUUUCUUCGUCACUGCCCCUUCUGCAGUAUGGCAAUAGCAAUAGCGACGGGGUCAGGACCCAUUAUUACCAGCCCAAGGCCGAAUUCCAGAACGGCAUGGUACCGGUAUUGACAGCCCUAGAACAAAUGCCAGACCGCGACAACGUUGGUGCCACCCCCGAGCAUAUCUGGAAGACCCAUGCAAAGUCUGUGUUUGACAGCACCAAGGAUAUGUCUCCUCCGACGGCUUACUCUGGUCGCACGGUCAGGGUUCGCACUAAUAUCAUGGACUCCUACGCCAUGCUGUCUAAUCUCCUGCAACGAAACAAUGUGCGAAGGGAAUUGGCCAAGGCUUCGCGACACGAGAAGAAGGGCGUCAAACGGCGGAGACUGGCGAGUGAAACCUGGCGCAGAGUAUUUGCACACGAGGUCCGGAAUUCUGUCCAACUCGUUGCCAAAAUUCGCAGUCGCGGAGCUUGACACUAUGUGUAUCGAAUUAAUGUAAACGUUUCGAUAUUCUCCUUGUGUGAUUCGCCGUUCUACGCAUUGAUUAUGCACGUCUUUUGGGCCCUUUUAAUUCAUCCUUUCCUCCAUCAUGUGUCGUUACCGACCCUAAUCUAGUGCUUGGGUCGAUCACAAGACGCUCGUCUUUGCUCGACCCUACCGCACGAGGCCUUGAACGCUGUUGCACGAAAGGGCGCCGCGCUAGGAUCUAUAUCCUCGUCUUAU